Molecule: messenger RNA, 282 nt
Organism: Caenorhabditis bovis
Lineage: Eukaryota; Metazoa; Nematoda; Chromadorea; Rhabditida; Rhabditidae
Source: the annotation of a GenBank genome assembly
AUGCUCAAAUUCAGUAAGAGCCGCUUGAAACGACAAUGGGGAUUCGGUUAUCCUUUAUUCGGUGGUCUCGGAAAUAGUUGGGAAGCUAAAGGAGCUCUACCGACAUGACACCGAGAAAAACGAUAUGGAUUUGGUGGAUUUGGAGGCGGUUAUCCAUACUAUGGAGGAUAUGGGGGAUUUCCUGGCGGUUACAGUUAUAGUCAAGGCAGCUCCUGGGGCUCUUAUAUGAGCUUUAAAUCUGGUGGAUAUAGUUCGAAUUAUGCAAGCGGAUGGGGAUGGUAA